GAGGGAGCCAACGUCAAAACUUCUGAAGAGUUUCAGGCUGUAUUUCGGUAGGCAGGGUAGUUUAUGCUCGGGCCGUUACUACACUUCAAACAGAGAGACUGGAAAAGCGAGAGAGGGUUGGCAUGAAAAUUGCAACUCAAUUGCAACUGUGACUCUACUUCUUGAAAAUGAAAUGGCUUAAAUGCUUACUAGAGGAUCAAUCUUCC
Amoebophrya sp. A120 is the source of this 206-nucleotide messenger RNA. The record is from the annotation of a GenBank genome assembly. NCBI's taxonomy places the organism in Eukaryota, Dinophyceae, Syndiniales, Amoebophryaceae.